Messenger RNA from Saxophila tyrrhenica, 768 nucleotides. RefSeq names its product Mitochondrial inner membrane protease atp23 (gene ATP23). Lineage: Eukaryota; Fungi; Ascomycota; Dothideomycetes; Mycosphaerellales; Extremaceae. The transcript has a single exon. Gene Ontology annotation, biological process: mitochondrial protein processing; mitochondrial proton-transporting ATP synthase complex assembly. Gene Ontology annotation, molecular function: metalloendopeptidase activity. The record is from RefSeq and is a predicted model, not a curated record. The coding region runs from base 1 to 768 and encodes 255 amino acids.
AUGGCCACACAAACAGACACAGCCCCUCAUACCCCUCCCAUCGCCCGCAACCUCCCCGACAGCAUGACGACCGACCAACCCGACCCAUCAGUCUACACCUGGUCCACCUUCUUCAGCAUCAUGACCGGGCACGCCUCCCCCACCGACCGCGCCCGCUACUUCCACCACCGCGACCUCCUCAACGAGAAACCCGACUGCGAGCGCGUCGACGCCGACAAACGCUGGCUCUUCAAGCACUCGCCUAUCAUCCGCUUCUUACAAUCCGAGAUCGCCCUCCUAACACCCCCCGUGGACCCCGCCACUUCACCUUCGCCAGCAAACCCGGGCGCUACUAUCGACGAACACAACGUCCGCUGCCGCCGCUGCACCACCUCCCAAGGCGGCGGCUUCGACCCCCAAUACGGCAUCCUGAUCUGCGCCAACCACAUGCGCAACCGCGGGCACCUCGAAGACACGCUCGCGCACGAAAUGGUGCACGCCUACGACCACAUGCGCUUCGUGCUCGACCCGUUCGAUCUGAAACACGCCGCGUGCAUGGAGAUACGCGCCUCGACUUUGUCCGGGGAAUGUCGGUUUAUGCGGGAGUUCUGGACGCGGGGGCAGUGGAAGAUUACGGGGCAGUUGCAGGAGUGUGUACGGCGGAGGGCGGCUUUGUCUGUGGCGCAACGGCCGGCGUGUAGGGAUGAUGUGCAGGCGGCGAAGGUGGUUAAUGAGGUCUGGGAGAGCUGUUUUAAUGAUACGAGGCCGUUUGAUGAGAUAUAUCGGUGA